CAAGUGUCCAUCGAACUCGGGCUUGCCUUAAGUUCACUGCUUUCAACCAACUGAAAUCGAGGUAAGGAAAGUUUUGAUGAUAAUCAAAACUAUAAAAUGAGAAGAGAUACACUUUGUCACAAAGUGUGAUUUAUAUUUUUAAAUAAUGUUUCAAUUUUUGUAUUUAUCAUUGUGUUUAUUCAAGUAAUUAAUUAUGGGAUUUUCACUUAUACAUUUAUUUUAGCACAAGUUAAUUUAAUUCUCCCCCAUCCAGAAUUGAGGCUACCAAGAGUGUGCAGCAGAGCUAAAUCUUUCUUAUGCAAAUGCAGUAUGCAAAUUAAUGCUUUGGUUGAGUAAUUUUGUUAGGUCUUGGAUGCCAUGUGCAUUCCCCAGGGCACUGCUAUUCUAGACUUCACUGUGUGCAGUCCUGUGGGAGUACAUGUACAAGUACAUGUAUAUACAGUGGUACUGUGUGUACCAGGGCGUGGCCCAAUGAUUUAAAAGCCAGUUUAUCCUGCAAACUGGCUUUUUCCCUGUGGGGAACUUCAUGAGGUCAAGGUCAGAGGUCCUUAGUGGACAACUGAGUUCAAGAAUCCUGUGUGGAUUGGACUCACGAUUGACGAAUCGAUUCCUGUGUGGGGCGAGUCGGCUAGAGUCGACUAACCGAUUCCUGUGUGGACUGUGGGUGCACGACGCAAUUACCUACCUACCUGCUGACAAGGUGAUCUGAACCUAUAGCAGCCGGGCUGACCGGAUCCCAUCGACUUCCAAGUACAUGUGGGAUUGGUGAGACAUGGAGCCAUAACAGACUCAUGGUGUGACACACUUCUGAAACUGAUUGUAUCCGUCUGGGUUCUAUUGCUGCUGUUACUUCAAACACACUACAAAGUCCAGUCAUGGCUGAAGUUCUUGCUGACUAUGAAGAGGCCAAGAAAAAGGUCAAGUUGAGCACCUGGUGGAACAUUGCUCGGCGCGGAGAGCUACUUGGGGAAUUCCUAGACGACAUCAUGGUGGAACGGAGAAGUGUCCAAAACCUUCUUGAUAACCUCAAGAUGCUGGGGCAGCGGAGAACCUUUUGCUGUGGUGGCUGGAUCAAGUUGAGCCAUGCUGAUGCUCACACCAGACUGAAGGUGAAAGAAGAUGCCACCAAUCCGCUAGGAUGGCAAAUCACUAGUCUCACUGUUGACAGCCUUCUGGAGUUCUGCACGCCUUCUCCCUACGGAGACCUCAAGAAGGGGGAGACGGUGUAUAAUCCCAGUGUGCGCUUGGCGUCUGAGUGCGAAGCUGCUAAGUUCCAGUUUGCCAGGAAGUCUCAUCAAAAGCCCAAGCCUGGUGACAAAACAAAGCUAGAAGCCUCCCCGCAGGGUCUGGUCGACUGCACCCCACAGUUUCUGAGUGUCAUCAGGGAGAAGGUGAGCAAGAGUCUUGCAAAUGGGAAAGAUGUUGUUCUCCAGUGCUACAAGCUGAAUGUGUACGGCAAAGGUGGCUUCUUCAAUGCACACGUUGAUACGCCUGUUGAUGCAGCUCAGAUGAUUGGGACGGUGGUUGUGUGCCUGCCCUGCAAACACACUGGAGGAGCCCUGACAGUCGAGCAUAAAGGGACAAAGGAGGAGUUCCUCUUUGCAAGCCUGUCUGAUGAUCAGUCAAAGAUUCAGUGGGCAGCCUUCUACUCGGACUGCGUCCAUGAAAUCCUGCCUGUUGAGGAAGGUAGUCGCAUCACCAUCACCUAUAACAUCAUCAAACAGGACCGAGCAUCUUAUGUUAGUGGAUCUGGGUUGUGCCAAAGUGAGAGUUUCUCCUCGGGCCCCAUGCUUGAAGCCGACAAUGAGCCAACACUGAAUGGCAUUGCCUCCGCUGUCCGAAAUGUUGUCUCGGAUGGUAAGGUCUUUGACUCUGCCACUUUCGGGUACUUUGGCAUUUUCCUUCAGCACAAAUACACGAUGGCGGCCCUGGCAGCUGGCAACCUCAAAGGCUGCGAUCAGAUCCUCUAUGACGGUCUGGCAGCCAGGGGCUUGACGUGCUGCCUGUUAACAGUUCUUGUUCAUGAAAAGGUGAGGGACACACAUGAUAUCUCUGAAUGUGACGAUCAGCGCGACGUUUUCGCCUUCAGCCAAGAACUCGUGGACUACAUGAAUAACAAGGGUCCCAAGCCUGAACGUGUCUUCUCCAGUUCGGUACUGUUUGUCAAAGAAUGGAGCAGGGAGCAUGUCUUGAUCAGUGAAAAUACCAGAGUAGGUAGGUACUGCGGCAACUGGACUGAGGGAGGUGAAGUUGAAAGUCUGUACCUGCAGUCAGCACUGGUCAUUGGCUUUCCCAAGAAGAGUAAGUGCCCAGGCAUUCCCAAAAAGACCAAAUGAGGAGUGACAAGACAGUCCACACCAAUUAAAGUCCUUGGGCAACAAUCUCCGGGACUUUCACUGAUUGAAAGAAAUGACUUGAAGAAUGAAGACAUCAAGAAUAGGAUUUAUGUGCCCUCCAUUUUUUUUUUUUUUUUUUUUGGUUACAGUUACAAGUGUAUGCCACAUCAUAAAAGAUGCAGCUUAAUUGUGUCGGACCCUGUUAAAUUAGGAACCAUUUUAAAAUUUGGUCCGACAAGUUGUUUGUCCCUUUCCCACGGUGUGUGGUUGGAAUUCUUAGUAAGCGGGCCUCCUCCGCGCUGACCACGUCCUGUUCAGAAGGACAUCUAAGACAUUGCGUCACUCCACGAAUCUAAGUUUUUCCUUCCAAAGUUCGCAGUGUCCAUUUUUUCAAUUCAAGGAAGUUCGAUCACGUUGACCAUUGAGUCAUAAAAGGAGGACCAGAUUGGUCAAUCCCAAGCUGGCCACGUUCCCUCAAGAAUGUUAGCCCACUACUCCUUUUCUGAUUGGCUUUUCCGAAGAUGAUAUCAUUAUUUUAGCUUUUUGACCAAUUGGAAAGUUUUCCCAAACCUGUCCGAGCGCGUGAUCAGUAGGGGCUUUUAAACCCCUGCUCCACCUCAAUUCUUCAGAAGCGAAGAAGACCUCGAUGCGAGAAUAUCUUAGAGUGCUACCCUUAGCACUUUUGAUAAGUUAGCUUAGGAACGAUUGCGGACUUCACUAAGUCAUUUUCUCGUGAGAGACGUUCCUAACACUUUCCCUCGCAUCAUUUGCAAACGUGCUUUGUUGAUCAGGUAAGCCGAUGUUUUUCUUAUUUCUGUAUAAUCCACUUGUAUAUAAUUUUGAUGAUUGUGAUAGUAUAAGAAUUGUCCCGCCUAUGGAUAAUUUCGAGACAGCUUCACACCCAGCAUGAGUUGCAGCCAUUAAUAAUAUGAUUGCCAAAUUUUGAUUCACUAUGUAUGCUGUAUGUAUAUUUUAGUGUAGAUAUUUGCUCUAUAAUCCUUUUAUUCACUUUCCAAUUCUUAUCAUUACCGUUAUACGAUGUAGGUUUUUAUCACUGAAUUGAUCGUAAGUUUUUGACCAAUUUUCAUGUAACCCGAAUCCUUGCCUGAUUUCAGAAUAACUGCCUCGGUCAGUUAGAUAGUUGUAUAUAACUUGUACUUGAUAAUUCUGCAUUUUAGUUUCAAGUGUUAUUCGUGUAUUCUAUAUUUCCUUGUAAUCUUAUGUUGAAGUAUUUUCAGUUCAUGAUUUUAAGCAAACUCUUGAUGAGGCCGUUUAUUUCCAUCCCUCAUUCAUUGUGUACCACUAUGAUUCUGUUCUGAUCUUAACCACCUGUGCUAUUUCUUACUAGUCUGUUACCACGGACAUGGGACUGAGUGUCUUGUGUAAUUGUAUCCCUAAUUGACCUUGAGUAGGGUCAGUGCCCACACCCACACUGUCUUUUUGGCUAAAACAUUGAGUGCAUGUCCAAGUGAUCAUGAGCCGUUGUGAAACUUUUAUUUUCAUGGACAAUGCUCAUAACUCUGAUGUAUUGUGCACAAGUUAUUUAGCCAGUGUUCUAAUCUCGGCCCAAAAAUGGUUCGAGAUGAUCACUGGUUUAAGGUUUUUCACGCAUCCCAUUCCAUUAAGUUAGUGUGUCUUACGACCGGUUGCGGUUGAGGAUAUAUGAGCAAUCAUGCCCUUUGCCCCCCACACGACCAAUCUCAUGUCUCAAGCAUGCAUAUGUACAAAACACUUCCUUGUUCCGAUUCUUGUUUCUGACUUAGAAUAAUGUUCUGGGUGAACACCAUAAACUUUAGUCUUUUAUUAGUUUUUAGACUAUUUUGGCUUACUUAAUACUAUUUGUAAUCUCAGUUUUUAAUGUUUUUUGUAGUUAGUAAUUUUAAUACAAAGUUGGUUCUAAAUAAGAAGCGAAGAAGACCUCGAUGCGAGAAUAUCUUAGAGUGCUACUCUUAGCACUUUUGAUAAGUUAGCCUAGGAACGAUUGCGGACUUCACUAAGUCAUUUUCUCGUGAGAAACGUUCCUAACACUUUCCCUCGCAUCAUUUGCAAACGUGCUUUGUUGAUCAGAACACGGAGUCCCCAGGUCACGCUUUGAGGAGUCGACCCGGUUCGAUUCUUCGCCCGGCCUGUUCCUGCUUCUCACCACCACCCUUCUCCGUCUGGACCACCGUUCGCUGGACUUCGCCUGGACGCUGCUGCUCUACCUGGACCCCAUCCAAGUACGACAUCGCAUCGGCAAAUCAAGACGAGUUCCAACGCGACGCUUUGAACCCAGCUAAGAUCUUAUAAUCAUACUAUUGUAUAAAAUUCCUUGUUGUAUUUUAUUGAUGUAUUCAUUGAUGUUUGCUAUUCUUCGUGUUGAUGUUUCAGUGGUUUGACUUCAUUGCGCUUGUUUGUAUUUAUUCAUGCUGAACCUAUGCAUACUUGUUGACUUUUGACUUUCACCAAAUUUGAAGUUUGUUGACCUUGAGUACUUUGCAAAUUCUUUUCUUUGGAUGCAGAUGAUCUGAGAUUUUGCAUAUUGUUUUCAUAUCCUUUGAUAUUCUUGGUCUUUUCCAAAUUAACUUUUGUUGCAUUGUUGUUUUGAAUCGUUACACCACUGAAAAGUCACACGUAUGAUAUUUUGGAUUUUGAUGAUUCCUUUAUAAUUGAUUCUUGACCAAUCACUGUUGACAUUGACGAUUUAUGAUGUGUUGAUGAUAUAAUAACAGAGUGAAUUUCUAGAGGAAAGGACCAACUUUAA
This is a messenger RNA of Patiria miniata (bat star), 5079 nucleotides long. RefSeq lists its product as uncharacterized. The record is from RefSeq and is a predicted model, not a curated record. NCBI's taxonomy places the organism in Eukaryota, Metazoa, Echinodermata, Asteroidea, Valvatida, Asterinidae. The transcript is spliced from 2 exons. Bases 876 to 2336 code for a protein of 486 amino acids.